AUGCUUUUACGCUUGCACAACUAUAUAUAUAUAUAUAUAUGUAUAUAUAUGUAAGCUACAUACUUCAUAAUUAAAUCUUGUAAUAAUAGUACUAAUCUCCUAAAACUGCACGUUGCUAAAUGCAAAGGCGGGAAGAGAAAUGGUCUGGCGAAUCCGCUCGAAAGCUCGCUGGAUAGUUCCAUCAAUGGCAUCUCUAAGACCUCCCUCGAUCUCCAAAGACUCCUUUCACUGCCCACCCUUGUCUGGUUUUACCAGUUCCCUUGUGGGUCUUCCCAAAAGAAGCCUCGCUUGUUCGGACCCAAAAAACCAGCUUAUAUACUCUGCAGAAGCUGGGGAAAACCAUUCAGGAUUACUGCCUUCAGUGGAAAGAAAUUUAACUUUAAGAUUGGAGGCUUCCGGUGCUAGUUCUGCCCAAGACUGUACAAACAUUAAAGCCGAAAAUGUGUAUGAUGGAAAUAGUAGGGUGGACUUGUUUGGCGAGAUGAAGAUGAGAUUUCUAAGUUUCAAGAAGCAUAAAUAUUUGGAAGAGCGGGAGCAUUUUCGUACUCUUGCUGAAGCACAAGCACCGAAGUUAAGUUGUGUGUUAAACUUACAAGUUCAAGAACAGUUUAUGGUGAUUGCUUGUGCAGACUCAAGGGUUUGCCCCUCUAACAUCCUAGGAUUUCAACCUGGAGAAGCCUUUAUCAUUCGGAAUGUGGCUAACCUUGUUCCACCACUUGAGAAUGGACCAUCAGAAACUAAUGCUGCCCUUGAGUUCGCAGUAAAUACUCUACAAGUUGAAAAUAUAUUAGUCAUUGGCCAUAGUAGAUGCGGAGGAAUUGAGACUCUCAUGAGCAUGCAAGAUGAUGAUAAUUCAAGCUUUAUUCAUAGUUGGAUUAUCAAAGCAAAAACUGCCAAAUUAAGAGCAAAAGCCGCUGUACCACACCUUAAUUUUGAACAGCAAUGCAGACAUUGUGAACGGGAAUCCAUAAAUAAUUCAUUGAUGAAUUUGUUAACAUAUCCAUGGAUAGAAGAGAGGGCAAAGAAAGACAUGCUCUCAAUUCAUGGAGGAUAUUAUGAUUUCUUGAAUUGUACUUUUGAGAAAUGGGACCUUGAUGCCAAGAAUAGUAAUGUUACUGAAAAAGGGGCCAGAUAUUUGGUCAAAGAUACGAUGUAUUGGUACUGAAUUUCUUGCUCUCUUCUACACCGCUGAUUACAAAUGCAUUUUCUUUCCUUCUUUUUGGAGGUUGGAUGAUGUUUGGUUACAACAGAGGUUGUUGUUGUUGGCAUGGUUUGUAAUGUAUAUAUCAUAACUGUAGAUAUAAACCAUAAAUUUGUUGUUUUCUUUACCUUCAAAUGUGGGAGGUGUAAAUUGAAUUGAAGGCAAAUUAUCCAUGAA
Molecule: messenger RNA, 1378 nt
Organism: Ziziphus jujuba (common jujube)
Lineage: Eukaryota; Viridiplantae; Streptophyta; Magnoliopsida; Rosales; Rhamnaceae
Product: beta carbonic anhydrase 5, chloroplastic
Exons: 10
Coding region: 140-1165 (341 amino acids)
Biological process (GO): carbon utilization
Molecular function (GO): carbonate dehydratase activity; zinc ion binding
Source: RefSeq, a predicted model, not a curated record